AUGGCUUGUAACAUCUUAGAACCAACUAGAGGGGCGUCGCUUUCCUUCCUUGCAGAGCAUCUUACAGGGACGGAAAGGAGAUCAAUCGAGUUUCAGAAGGGGCAACUCCUCCGCCGCAUAUCGAGUUUCAAGUCACCAAAUUCGAGGUUCGGCCCAGUGGUUGCUGUCAUCAGCUCGUCUACGGCAUCUAGUGACCCCGGUGCCGCCGAAGAAGCAUCCUCAGCUGGCCCAGGGGGUGCUCAUUCCUGGAUGAAUGCAUUCCUAACGCUGGUUGAAGGGGUUUUGAGAGAUGGAGAGGACCUUGCCGUUAUGAUGAGCUAUUCGCUGAUACGGCACCACGUACACCGACUCAGUCAUCUGCUCGAUGCCGUGACGCAAGCGCGCCUCGUCGUCUUGGAUGCUGGCAGCAAUUCCAAUGUGCUAGUGUCACGUUCCACAAAACCUGGAGAUCAAGAAGGGGACAAGCCAGUCCCGAGGCGUCCAGGAAAAGAAGAGGGUGAGGUAACGGGCAAGGCGGAAAAGACGGGGGAAAUCAAGGAAAUGACCAAAGAAAACGCUUCAAAGAGCAUGGGCAGCCCCGGGUUUUCGGUCAGAGGUCUCCGGGACUGGAGUAAUUGCAUUUUCGGGGACCCUUUGAUGACCGCCGCCUUCAACGAAGCACCGUCUCCCGAGCUCCUCCGUGGCUUCGGAUAUUCCAACAUUCCUGCCUUGGAUGAUGAUGACAACACAUCAUCCUUACCACCGCCCACUACGUCGACUCCCACCCCUAUCGACGACAUGAUCGAGGACCCGGAGAAUGCAGACAUUCGCCUCUUGCUGUACGAGUGCUAUCACGCUGCUGUAGGCGUCGUCAGACAGUUUUACCGCCCGGCCGGCACGGACGGAACCAGGCGUGAAAUGGCAGCCCGGCGGCGGUUAGCUACUGUUCUCAAUCGUCUUGCGGAGGUGGAUGAGAAUGCAGGCAAGAGGCCAAGAACAGCGAGCAUUGAUAUCUGGCCUAUGAAAAAGCCGAAAUCUGACAAUGGAGCAGAUGAGGAUCCGUGA
Messenger RNA from Neoarthrinium moseri, 1044 nucleotides. RefSeq lists its product as uncharacterized. The transcript has a single exon. The record is from RefSeq and is a predicted model, not a curated record. The coding region runs from base 1 to 1044 and encodes 347 amino acids. Lineage: Eukaryota; Fungi; Ascomycota; Sordariomycetes; Amphisphaeriales; Apiosporaceae.